Messenger RNA from Marmota monax (woodchuck), 3159 nucleotides. RefSeq names its product striatin interacting protein 2 (gene Strip2). Gene Ontology annotation, biological process: cytoskeleton organization. Gene Ontology annotation, cellular component: cytosol. The coding region runs from base 37 to 2547 and encodes 836 amino acids. Lineage: Eukaryota; Metazoa; Chordata; Mammalia; Rodentia; Sciuridae. The transcript is spliced from 21 exons. The record is from RefSeq and is a predicted model, not a curated record.
GGCAGAGAUCGCUGAGGCGCGCCGCUGACCCGCGGCAUGGAGGACCCUGCGGCGUCCGGGGCCGGGGGACCGCCCACCAAUGGCAAUGGAAACGGCAACGGCGGAGGCAAAGGGAAGCCGGCUGCACCCAAGGGCCGGGAGGCGUUCCGCAGCCAGCGGCGGGAGUCGGAGGGUUCUGUGGACUGCCCCACUCUGGAGUUUGAAUAUGGAGAUGCAGAUGGGCAUGCAGCAGAGUUGUCAGAAUUGUAUAGCUACACUGAGAACCUGGAAUUCACCACUAACAGGAGAUGCUUUGAAGAAGACUUCAAGACUCAAGUGCAAGGGAAGGAAUGGCUGGAGUUGGAAGAAGAUGCCCAAAAGACCUAUGUGAUGGGACUUCUGGACCGGCUGGAAGUGGUCAGUAGGGAGCGGCGACUGAAGGUGGCCAGGGCUGUUCUGUAUCUGGCCCAAGGCACUUUUGGGGAAUGUGAUUCAGAGGUUGAUGUGCUACACUGGUCCAGGUACAACUGCUUCCUGCUCUAUCAGAUGGGGACCUUCUCGGCCUUCCUGGAGCUACUCCACAUGGAAAUCGACAACAGCCAGGCCUGUAGCAGUGCUAUUCGGAAACCAGCUGUCUCCAUUGCUGAUAGCACAGAGCUCCGGGUACUGCUGAGUGUCAUGUACCUAAUGGUGGAAAAUAUCCGCCUGGAGCGAGAGACAGACCCCUAUGGGUGGAGGACAGCACGGGAGACCUUCCGCACUGAAUUGAGCUUCUCCAUGCAUAAUGAGGAACCUUUUGCCCUUCUGCUCUUCUCCAUGGUUACCAAGUUCUGCAGUGGCCUAGCCCCCCACUUUCCCAUUAAAAAGGUCCUUCUUCUGCUCUGGAAAGUGGUUAUGUUUACCCUUGGUGGAUUUGAGCAUCUGCAGGCUCUCAAAAUAAAGAAGCGGGCAGAAUUGGGCCUGCCUCCACUGGCCGAGGACAGUAUCCAGGUGGUGAAGAGCAUGCGUGCUGCCUCCCCACCCUCUUACACUCUUGACCUGGGGGAAUCUCAGCUGGCACCACCACCCUCCAAGCUGCGAGGCCGUCGUGGUUCUCGAAGGCAACUCCUCACUAAGCAGGAUAGCCUGGAUAUCUACAAUGAAAGGGAUCUUUUCAAGACUGAGGAUCCAGCCACAGAGGACGAAGAGGAAUCUGCUGGUGAUGGAGAACGAACCUUAGAUGGAGAGUUAGACCUGCUAGAGCAGGACCCUUUGGUGCCACCUCCACCUUCACAGGGACCCCUCUCUGCUGAGAGAGUGGCCUUUCCCAAGGGCUUGCCCUGGGCCCCAAAGGUCAGACAAAAGGACAUUGAGCACUUCUUGGAGAUGAGCAGGAACAAGUUCAUCGGAUUCACCCUGGGGCAGGACACAGAUACCUUGGUUGGAUUACCCAGACCCAUCCAUGAGAGUGUGAAGACCCUAAAGCAGCACAAGUAUGUCUCCAUCGCAGAUGUGCAGAUCAAAAAUGAAGAAGAACUAGAGAAAUGCCCCAUGUCUUUGGGAGAAGAGGUGGUACCAGAAACACCAUGUGAAAUCCUUUACCAAGGCAUGCUGUACAGCCUCCCCCAAUACAUGAUUGCUCUGCUUAAGAUUCUCCUGGCUGCAGCCCCAACCUCCAAGGCUAAGACAGACUCUAUCAAUAUUUUGGCCGAUGUCUUACCUGAGGAGAUGCCCAUCACUGUUCUUCAGAGCAUGAAACUAGGCAUUGAUGUAAAUAGGCACAAGGAGAUCAUAGUAAAAAGUAUUGCUGCCCUGCUCCUACUACUCCUCAAACACUUCAAACUCAACCAUAUCUAUCAGUUUGAAUAUGUAUCACAACAUUUGGUAUUUGCCAACUGCAUCCCUUUGAUCCUGAAGUUCUUCAAUCAAAACAUCUUAUCCUACAUCACUGCCAAAAACAGCAUCUCAGUCCUGGAUUACCCCGGCUGUACCAUCCAGGAUUUGCCAGAGCUCACUACUGAAAGUCUGGAAGCUGGAGACAACAACCAGUUCUGCUGGAGAAAUCUCUUUUCUUGCAUCAACCUCCUGAGGCUGCUCAAUAAACUGACCAAAUGGAAACAUUCCAGGACCAUGAUGCUGGUGGUGUUUAAAUCAGCACCAAUCUUAAAACGGGCCCUCAAAGUCAAACAGGCCAUGCUGCAACUUUAUGUCUUGAAGCUGCUAAAGAUACAGACCAAGUACCUGGGGCGCCAGUGGAGGAAAAGCAACAUGAAAACCAUGUCAGCCAUUUACCAGAAAGUGCGCCACCGCAUGAACGAUGACUGGGCUUAUGGGAAUGACAUUGAUGCCAGGCCAUGGGACUUCCAAGCAGAAGAAUGCACCUUGAGAGCCAACAUCGAGGCUUUUAACAGCCGCCGAUAUGACAAACCCCAGGACUCUGAAUUUUCACCUGUCGAUAACUGCUUGCAGAGUGUUCUGGGGCAGAGGUUGGAUCUUCCAGAAGAUUUCUACUAUUCCUAUGAGCUGUGGCUGGAGAGAGAGGUGUUUUCACAGCCCAUCUGUUGGGAGGAACUGCUCCAGAAUCACUGACUGAGCUCUUAUCGACAAAGCAUCUGAUAGAUGGAGGUUGACUCCAAAUAAAUGUUGCUCUGCCCAUUUAGCCUUUGUUUCCGGCUCUAGGAUGCAUGACAAGGGAGCAUCUGGCCCAUACCUGAGGCAGCCAGCAUAGUUCAGGGCUAUCCUGGAGGAAGUUUGGCCUGGAGAUGGCUCCUGAGUCACAACAACCUGAUCUGCUCACCCUAACAUCAGCCUUGGAAAUCUCUUGGUGGAUUUUUGAUGAGACCUGCUUUAGUCUUGCCUAGAACCAGGCUAACCUUUGCUGGCCCUAAGAGUGAGAGGAAAUUUGUUAUGGUAUUUGAUCCAUGGCAUUUAUCAUAGGUAGUGGAACAGGUGCAAGUCACAAAUAAGAAGAAAGUGCUGGGUGCAGUAGCACAUGCCUGAAAUCCCAGCUGCUCAGAAGACUGAAGCAGGAGGAAUGCUUGGACAAUUUAGUGAAACCCUGUCUCAAAUUUUUAAAAAAGGGCUAGGGGUAUAGCUCAGUGGUAGAGCCUUGCCUAGCAAGCACAAACUCUGGGUUCAAUUCCUGGUACCAUUAACAAAAAAAAAAAAAAAAAAAAAAGCUAGGUGAAACCAACUUUAAGA